CCUGCCCCGGGCAGCCGCCGCCAUGCCGGGCCCGCCCGGCCCCGCCGCGCUGCUGCUGCCGCUGCUGCUGCUGCUGCCGCUGCUGCUGCCGGCGCUGCCCGGGCUCCUGCCGGCGCGGCCUCCGGGCGGCGGCGGGCGGCCCCGCUACGAGCCCAGCUGGGACUCGCUGGACGCCCGGCCGCUGCCCGCCUGGUUCGACGAGGCGAAGUUCGGCGUCUUCAUCCACUGGGGCGUGUUCUCGGUGCCCAGCUUCGGCAGCGAGUGGUUCUGGUGGUACUGGCAGAAGGAAAAGAGAGAGCCCUAUGUGAAAUUUAUGGAGGCCAAUUACCCACCUGGGUUCACUUAUGAGGAUUUUGGGUCACUGUUUACAGCAGAGUUCUUUGAUCCCAACCAGUGGGCAGAUAUUCUGAAGGCUUCAGGUGCAAAAUAUGUUGUCUUAACUUCAAAACAUCACGAAGGCUUUACUUUGUGGGGGUCCAAAUAUUCUUGGAACUGGAAUGCUGUUGAUGUGGGACCGAAACGAGAUCUUGUGGCUGAACUGGCACUGUCUGUUAGAAACAGGACUGACUUGCGUUUUGGGUUAUAUCAUUCCCUGUUUGAAUGGUUUAAUCCUCUCUUCCUUGAGGAUGCCACCAAUGUCUUCAAGACAAGAAAGUUCCCAACCAGUAAAUCAUUACCAGAGCUCUAUGAAAUUGUGAUGAAAUACCAACCAGAAAUAAUUUGGUCUGAUGGGAAUGGAAAUGCGCCAGAUACUUACUGGAACAGCACUGGUUUCUUGGCUUGGCUGUAUAAUGACAGUCCAGUCCGGGACACAGUGGUGACCAAUGACCGCUGGGGAGCUGGCAGCAUCUGUACACAUGGCGGCUUCUACACCUGUAGUGACCGGUAUAACCCCGGACACCUCCUGCCUCACAAGUGGGAGAACUGUAUGACUAUUGACAGGGGCUCGUGGGGCUACAGGAGGGACGCACGGCUUGACGACUACCUGACUAUCCAGGACUUGGUGAAGCAACUUGUAGAAACGGUGUCUUGUGGAGGAAAUCUCUUGAUGAACAUCGGGCCCACUCACGACGGUCGCGUCGCUGUGAUAUUUGAGGAACGCCUGAGGCAGAUGGGUGCCUGGCUGAAGGUCAAUGGAGAAGCCAUCUAUGGAACGAAGCCGUGGAGAGCACAGAAUGACACGGUCACACCAGAAGUGUGGUACACUUUCAGCCCUAAAGAAGGCAAAGUCAAUGCUAUCUUCCUGAACUGGCCAGUCUCUGGGACUCUGGAACUUGGUGAGCCACAGGCUAAGCUUGGAGAAACACAGGUAAAACUGGCUGGCUACACAGAGCUGCUGAAAUGGGUUGCACUGGGAGAAAAGGGAAUUGCAAUAGCUCUACCUCAAUUGACUCCUAAGCAACUGCCAUGUCAGUGGGGCUGGACUUUGCAGCUGACUGACAUAAACUGAGCCAUACACUGCUGGAGCCUUGGCUAGUAGGCAGUCCUGAAGUUUGUUUCUCAUCACUGGUUUCUAACUCCUUGCUUGAGAAACAUCAAUUAUUUCACUUUGUUAUUAAAGGUAGGCUGGAAUACAAUGAACCUGACAUCCAGCAGGAGACGUCUGGAUCUCUGCAUAGACUUUAUUUCGAACUUGUAUGAAAACUGAGCAUCUACCUUGACCUCUCCACUUUUUUUUUUUAGUCAGUUUCUUGCCAAGUAAUGUGAAGAAGGGGGAGAAAAACAGGUACUAGAUUUGUAAAACUGAGGACAAAACUAGCUCAAGCCAGGAUUCAACAGAGCGAGCAGCAAAUGCACAGAAGCCAGUUGUAGGCCUUCUUUAAUGCAAGAAGAAGCUAACUGCCACAAAACUAUACAGUAAAAACUAUCAGCUUUAAGACACUCUGUCCAGUUGUGUGUGUUUCAGCUGAGUAGGGUAACAUGUGCAAGAACAGUCCUAUAAACGGUUAGAAAUUCAUCACAAACGGAUGGAGGCAAUGCAUUUGCACAUCUUGAUUUUUCAUUAAUUGUACAAGUUCUUGCUGUUGGUAAUUGUAUGUGUUAUUGGGUCAAGUGGGAGGGAUUUUUUUGCUGUUUUGUAUAAUUUUACAUGGUUAAAACUGAUUCUUGUUUACAUUGUUUUUACAGUUACUAGGGUGCCUUCUGUGGACUAUUAAACAAAACCUAUCUUCAA
Molecule: messenger RNA, 2173 nt
Organism: Apus apus (common swift)
Lineage: Eukaryota; Metazoa; Chordata; Aves; Apodiformes; Apodidae
Gene: FUCA2
Product: alpha-L-fucosidase 2
Exons: 7
Coding region: 23-1450 (475 amino acids)
Biological process (GO): glycoside catabolic process; fucose metabolic process
Cellular component (GO): lysosome
Molecular function (GO): alpha-L-fucosidase activity
Source: RefSeq, a predicted model, not a curated record